Messenger RNA from Notolabrus celidotus (New Zealand spotty), 6110 nucleotides. RefSeq names its product histone demethylase UTY-like. Bases 383 to 4867 code for a protein of 1494 amino acids. The transcript is spliced from 30 exons. Gene Ontology annotation, molecular function: histone H3K27me2/H3K27me3 demethylase activity; RNA polymerase II cis-regulatory region sequence-specific DNA binding; protein binding. Gene Ontology annotation, cellular component: MLL3/4 complex. Lineage: Eukaryota; Metazoa; Chordata; Actinopteri; Labriformes; Labridae. The record is from RefSeq and is a predicted model, not a curated record. Gene Ontology annotation, biological process: heart development; regulation of gene expression.
UGGUGGGUUUCAAGCGCUCCCAUUGGCUGAGAAGGGGGGAGAGGGCGUGGCUAGAGCGGCGCGUGGGUUCGCUUGGGUGACACAAUUAUAACAACUUUAUCUUCGCGGCCGAAACGCGUUUUAUUGUCAAAUACUCACAUCGUGGAUUUUAUAACCAGGUAUUCUUAUUCACAGCGAGGCACAGGUUCACUUUGUGGGUGAAAAAUGUGACGUUUCAGGAGCUACCCAGAGAGCGCUUCUGUCCCCCCCCUGAAAGGAUUUACUACAUCGAAUCGCAUCUUUUCAUCCUGGAGAAAAAGUUUUUCAUCAUUCUGUUUCCUUCGGUUUUCAUUUUUUGAUUCGGCGGAGCACACCGCUUUGUCCCCCGCGUCGCGUUUUUCCCAUGCAAUCGUGCGGUGUGUCUGUCGCCGCCGCUGCCUGUGCUGCUGCUCGGAGUCUCGGCUCGGCUGCUUCUGCUGGUGAUGAGGGAAAGAAAAUGGCGGCGGGAAAAGCGAGUGAAACAGAGGAGGACUUUCCGACACUGACAGCCCAGGAGAGGGAGAGUUUGCUCGGGAUCGACAGCUCACUGUUUGGAUUUCAGAAGCUUCAUGAAGAUGGCGCCAGAACGAAGGCCCUGUUGAUGAAGGCUGUCCGCUGCUACGAUUCGCUCAUCCUCAAGGCCGAGGGCAAAGUGGAGCCUGAGUUAUUCUGCCAGCUCGGCCACUUCAACCUCCUCCUGGAGGAUUACCCAAAAGCAUUAUCGGCAUACCAGAGGUACUACAGUUUACAGUCAGACUACUGGAAGAAUGCUGCCUUUCUGUAUGGCCUGGGAAUGGUCUACUUCCACUAUAAUGCCUUUCAGUGGGCGAUCAAAGCAUUCCAGGAGGUGCUGUACAUUGACCCAGGGUUCUCCCGGGCCAAGGAGAUCCACUUACGCCUGGGUCUCAUGUUCAAGGUCAACACAGACUACGAGUCAAGCCUAAAGCAUUUUCAGCUGGCUUUGAUUGACUCCAACCCCUGCACUUUGUCCAAAGCUGAAAUUCAGUUCCACAUUGCUCAUUUGUAUGAGAUUCAGAAGAGAUACCGGGCUGCAAAGGAGGCCUAUGAGAGCCUCCUGCAGACGGAGGAUCUUCCUGCACAGGUGAAGGCCACUACCCUGCAGCAGCUAGGCUGGAUGCAUCACACGGUGGAGCAGCUCGGGGACAGAGCCAGCAGGGACAGCUAUGCCAUCCAGUGUCUGCAGAAAUCUCUGGAGGCCGACCCAAACUCCGGACAGUCCUGGUACUUCCUGGGCAGGUGCUACUCUAGUAUUGGGAAAGUCCAGGACGCCUUCAUCUCCUAUCGGCAAUCCAUAGACAAAUCAGAGGCCAGUGCAGAUACCUGGUGCUCUAUAGGGGUGCUGUACCAGCAGCAGAACCAGCCCAUGGACGCCCUGCAGGCCUACAUCUGCGCAGUGCAGCUGGACCACAGCCACGCCGCCGCCUGGAUGGACCUGGGCACGCUGUACGAGUCCUGCAACCAGCCGCACGACGCCAUCAAGUGCUACAUCAACGCCACACGCAGCAAGGGCUGCACCAACACGACCGCGCUGACCCACCGCAUCAAAUGCCUGCAGGCUCAGUUGAGUAACCCCCAGCUCAGUAGCCUUCAGGGUAAAAGUAAAAUGCUCCCUCUUAUUGAGGAGGCAUGGAGUCUACCAAUCCCAGCUGAGCUAACCUCCAGGCAGGGAGGCCUGAGCAGUGCACCACAGCAGGCUUGCAAGCCCAAUCACAGCGCAGACGGCGGGGGCUCGGGUCAGUCUCUGCCCCCUCACGUGGGCUCGCUGGGCUCACCAGAGGACCAGUCCUGCCCGGCUAAAAGGAGGAGAGCCUCUAGUCCUGGAAAGGCGGAUUCCUGGAGCUCUAACCCGCCACAGCAGCCAGUCCCCAGCUGGUACCUCUCCCCGCAGAAACUACAGGUGCUGGAACAGUUGCGGAGUAACCGGGCCAACCUGAAGCCCCCACAGCUUCAGAUGCUGGGGCAGCUUGAGGCUCAGCUCGCCAUGAUGCAGCAGCGAGAGCACCAGAUGAGACAGAACUCCUCAGGAGGUCAGCUUCGCCCCUCUCUCCCCAACGGCCCCACCACCAACUCCCUCCCCUCCCCCAACCCCAGCCUCCACCCCGCUCGCCCCCACCUGGGACUCCACCGGCCCCUGUGCCCGCCUCAGCCGCUGGCCAACGGCCCGGUGGGGCCACACGGACACUCAGACCCCGCCCUCCUCCCCGCGGGCAGUAACAGUAGUAAUAAUCAGUCGGGGCCCCCGGCCACAGGACCCAACGGAGACGUGCCUUACCUGCAACCUGCCGGCAGCGGCGACCCAGCACUGCUACCUCACACCUGCACAAGCACGCAAACACAGGACGCCGCGCCGCGCCAGGCCCUGCACCUAAACUCCUCUCAGGGGCUUCAGAAGGGGUCUGCUCCACAUGCUGUGAGCUCCAGUAGUGACGGGACCCCCUCUCACCCCCAGACCCCCAACUCCAGCGCCCCCAUGCUCCCCAACAAUCAGGUUGGACAUUCCACGAACGCCCCCUCGCCGCGGCAGCAGCAGGCCCACAACCACCUCCCCUCCCCUCCCUCCCUUCCCCCCUCUACCUCAGGUGGAGCAGCACCCGGUGCGUCCGCUACCAAAGAUAGCAACACAGCCGCUGCCAUCGCUGCGGCGAGCAUGACUCUCGGGAACGGAGGCUCCGAGGGAAAGACGCCGUCGCCGCUCGCGCCGCCGCUGCCCUUAGUUGACGGCAAAGUGGCGCAGACGGACGGUUUAGCCAAUCACGUGCACUCAGAGGACGGUGGCAAGGCGGCAGAGGGCGGCGAGAAGGCGAGCCUUAGCGCAGACAAUCCGAGACUAUCUGCCCUGCUGGCAGGGGGGAAGAAACCCGAGGAGGUGGAGGGGCCAUCAGAGGCGGGCGCAGCGUCCGCCUCGUCAGAGCCCCACAAGAAGGUCAAUAACAUCCACCCGGCCGUCCUGCCCUCCACCCCCCAUGCGCAGGGCAGUUCUGCUGCCUCCUCGCCCAUCUCCGCCAUGUCCACCGCCACGCCCUCGCCCAAAUCCUCAGAACACACGCAGACCGGCUCCCACAGCCCGCCCACCACCACAACCACCACCGCCAACACCACAACCAACAGCACCAACAGCACCACCAUCACCACGUCGACGGCGCCCGCGGUGAAUGGGAACGGCAAAGGAGGAAUCUCCGAGGACUCUCAGAGCCCGCUGAAGGCCGAGCCGCCCGCCGUCACCAGUCUGAAAGCUACGCCGCCGCACGGACACAGCUCCUCCUCUUCCUCAUCCUCAUCUUCGAUAUCCAUCUACCCCAGCUCCACAGACGUGCUGAAGGCCUGCAGGAACCUCGGGAGGAACGGUCUCUCCAACAGCAGCAUCCUCCUCGACAAGUGCCCCCCGCCCCGGCUCCCCCCUCCUCCCUCACCAGUCCUGCCCAAAGACAAGCUCAACCCCCCCACACCCAGCAUCUACCUGGAGAACAAGAGGGAUGCUUUCUUCCCUCCUCUGCACCAGUUCUGCACAAACCCCUCCAACCCGGUCACCGUCAUCCGAGGCCUGGCUGGAGCUCUCAAACUGGACUUGGGUCUCUUCUCCACAAAGACGUUGGUGGAAGCGAACCCGGAGCACCUCGUGGAGGUCUGGACUCAGCUCUCGCAGCCCGCUGAUGAGAACUGGGACCCGAGCGGGGUGAAGAAAAUGUGGCGGUGCGAGAGCGCCCGCGCCCACACCACCAUCGCCAAAUACGCCCAGUAUCAGGCUGCAUCGUUCCAGGAGUCGCUGCGGGAGGAAAACGAGAAGAAGGCGCUGAAGGAGCCGUCAGACGCAGAGCCAGCAUCUGCAGAGAGCGCCGCACGCAAGAGAAGAGGACCCUUAAAGCACAUCAAGUUUGGAACCAACAUCGAUGUGUCGGAUGAGAGAAAGUGGAAGCAGCAGCUGCAGGAGCUCAGUAAACUCCCCGCCUUCGCUCGCGUCGUAUCCGCCGGGAACCUUCUGAGCCAUGUGGGUCACACCAUCCUGGGUAUGAACACGGUGCAGCUCUACAUGAAGGUCCCCGGCAGCAGGAUACCAGGUCACCAGGAACACAACAACUUCUGCGCCGUCAACAUCAACAUCGGACCCGGAGACUGCGAGUGGUUCGCCGUACCCGAGCCGUACUGGGGAGUGAUGAGCAACUUCUGUGAAAAGAACAACAUCAACUUCCUGAUGGGCUCGUGGUGGCCCAACCUGGAGGACCUGUACGAGGCCGACGUGCCCGUGUAUCGGUUCAUCCAGAGACCGGGCGACUUGGUGUGGCUCAACACGGGCACGGUGCACUGGGUGCAGGCCAUCGGCUGGUGCAACAACAUCGCCUGGAACGUUGGACCUCUUACCGCCCAUCAGUACAAGCUCGCCGUGGAGCGCUACGAGUGGAACAAGCUCCAGAGCGUCAAAUCGAUGGUCCCCAUGGUGCACCUCUCCUGGAACAUGGCUCGCAACAUCAAAGUGUCCGACCACAAGCUGUUUGAGAUGAUCAAGUACUGCUUGCUGCGGACCUUGAAGCAGUGCCAGUGGGUGAAGGAGGCCUUAGCGUCAGCCGGGAAGGAGACGGUGCUGCGGCCGAGGACGAGGGACGAGCCGGCUCACUACUGCACCAUCUGUGAGGUGGAGGUGUUCAACCUGCUCUUCGUGCGUCGUGAGCUCCUCUCGAAGAAGCAGUACGUUGUCCACUGUCAGGACUGUGCCAGGAAAGGGAGCGCCACGCUGGACGACUUUGUGGUACUGGAGCAGCACAGGAUGGAGGACCUGAUGCAGGUCUACGACCAGUUCACAUUAGCUCCUCCUCUUCACUCAUCUUCAUCUUGACAUUAGGCGUCACCUCUUCUUCUUCUUCUGCUGUGGAGCCAUGAAAGCCCAUUUUACAGGAACUUGUAUUAAGAUUUUAAACAAAGAACAAACAAACAUAAACAUACGCGGACCAUUUCUGAUAUUCAGGAAAGCCAAGGCCGUCCUCCAAACCAACCAACCAACCAACUCCCCCCCCGCAUCCCAUCAUCCCUCUCACCACAUGGCCGGAGGCUGUGGCGGCCGAGUGUGUCUGUCUAUGCAACCUGUUUUGAAGUGCUGGAACUUCGCCCUUCCAGAGGGGGGCGCCAGAGAGCUCGCUAACAGGACUUUUUUUUCUCUCUCUCUCUCUCUCUCUCUCUUCUCCCUCCCCUCCCAGCCCCCUCUUGUGACAAUGGUUCCGCCCUGUUUUAAUGGAGGACUUAAUCAAAAACGGUUGGGAACAAGGGGGACGAGGGGGAUUCUUAAAGCGUGAUGAAAUUGUUUUGUAGAUACUUGUUAACUGUCACAACUGGCAACACCACCCGUAAAAGACUACUGACUUGACAACCUUUCCCUCUCUCUUCCUCCCUCUUCUUCUUUUAUUCUGGUAACAGGAUGAAAUGUUGACUUUGUUUUCUAGAAAUUCCCCCCUUGACUUUUCUUCUUCUGUUCAUCCUUCCAAGGAGCACUAGCCUAACUGGUCUUUUUCUAUGGUAGAUAGUAAUUUUAAGACUCUUUCGACAGCAAAAUCUCCAAAAAAAUUUGUAAUGUGAAGAGUUUAGGUGAUUUCUUUUCCUUAUUCUUCUUCUUUUUAUUAUUAUUUUUUUUUUUACAGCUUUUACGUUUUAUCUUUGUCUCGUUCUUUUCAUGACGUUUUCGUUUCUUAGGUAAAAAAAGGAAAAAAUUAGGAAAAAAAACUUACUAGCCAAGUCACAAAGAGAAUGGGUUGCACAUAGACUUAUGGAAUAAAAAGUUUAAUUUGUGAUUUUUUUUUUUGUUUGUUUGUUUGUUUUGUUGUUUCUAAUCUUGAUGUAAAUUUACACUAUUUAUAAAUACAUAUUUAUUGCUUGAAAAUAUUUGUUGAUGGAAUGCUGUUAUUUUUUCCAGAGUACCUGCCAUUAAAUUUGAAGGAGUUUUGUCAUUUUAACACGACUCCUCUUACAUUUUCUAUAUAUAAAUAAAAUUGCUUAGCAAGCAUUGUACAGAAACGGACAUUUAAAAUUGUUUUAUUGUUUGAAGAAUGUUUUAUGAUGAGUCAAUAAACACAAAGUUGUCAAAUUAA